Wallemia mellicola CBS 633.66 is the source of this 732-nucleotide messenger RNA. Its product is annotated as HAD-like protein. The record is from RefSeq and is a predicted model, not a curated record. Gene Ontology annotation, molecular function: phosphoprotein phosphatase activity. Lineage: Eukaryota; Fungi; Basidiomycota; Wallemiomycetes; Wallemiales; Wallemiaceae. The coding region runs from base 1 to 732 and encodes 243 amino acids. The transcript has a single exon.
AUGUUACCACCACGACCAUCACUCGGCUAUUUGUCGAAUUGCACAAAAUCUAGUACUGGACCUAACACAACUUCUGGUAGUAAAUCCACAUCAAAAAAGUUAAUCAUUUUGGACUUAAAUGGCACAAUAAUUAAUAAGAAAUCACGAAAUACCUCCCAACGUCCUUAUUUGGUAGAUUUUAAGGGUUUUCUUUUCCGUAACUUUUCAGUUAUAGUUUAUUCAUCUGCUAUGUAUAAAAAUGUACAAAGAUACGUUGAAAGUGCCUUUAAUGUUGAGCAACAAUCUAAGUUGCUCGCCGUCUAUAGUCGGGAAAACAUGCAGAUGUCAAGUAAUGAUUUUAGAAAUAAGGUACAAACUUAUAAAGAUCUUGAAAUGAUAUGGCGUAAACAUAAAGAAUACGAUCAAAGUAAUACUAUACUGAUUGAUGAUAGCUCAACGAAAGCUGCAUUACAACCUUUCAACCUUCUUUUAUUAUCUACAUGGGAUGACAGCAAGGAUGACAGCAUGAUGAUAGCCACUAUAGGAAUAUUGGAUGAGAUAAAGAAUUUCGAGAACAUUAGUAAUUACUUCAUGAAAUAUCAACACAUAAAGACUGUAGACAAGGAUGCAGAUAUUUCAAUUCCCUGGUUUGAAAACCCUGUAGUUUACGCAUUUUGGCUUGAAAAAGGCAGAAAAUUGAUUCAUUUAGACGGAAUAUUGGACAACAUUGCAAAAUUAUCAUUAUCUCAUUGA